Molecule: messenger RNA, 327 nt
Organism: Pieris macdunnoughi
Lineage: Eukaryota; Metazoa; Arthropoda; Insecta; Lepidoptera; Pieridae
Source: the annotation of a GenBank genome assembly
AUGGCUACUUAUAUACAACGGGCUGCUGUUUCAUACUUUAGAAAUAACGCACGCCUUGCUUCUCACGCUGCUACAGCUGGUGGACAUGGAGGUGGCUGGAAGUUCUGGAGAGGCAUUUCCUUUUUCGUCGGCUUCCCUGCUGUUGCUUUGGGAAUGCUGAACGCUUACCUCGCUCAUCAAGAAGAGCACCAUGAAAGACCCCCAUUCGUCGCGUAUGAAUACAUGCGUAUUCGUUCUAAGCGUUUCCCAUGGGGUGACGGCCAAAAGUCCCUUUUCCACAACCCCCAUGUCAACCCACUGCCAUCAGGUUAUGAAGAUGAACAUUAA